This is a messenger RNA of Monopterus albus (swamp eel), 1477 nucleotides long. RefSeq names its product serum paraoxonase/arylesterase 2-like. Lineage: Eukaryota; Metazoa; Chordata; Actinopteri; Synbranchiformes; Synbranchidae. The transcript has 9 exons. Bases 323 to 1417 code for a protein of 364 amino acids. Gene Ontology annotation, molecular function: arylesterase activity. The record is from RefSeq and is a predicted model, not a curated record.
UUAUUUAAUUCUGUUUGUUGCUGAUUACCAGAUUGCCAGUUCGCAUUGUCAAGCUGAGAGAAGUGCCAUCCAUCGUCACUCUGGGACAAUAAAAGGCAACCUGUGUGAAACCAGUGGUCGGUGUCCAUCUUAACCUACACACAACGCAGAGUAUAUGAGAUCCUAGGGCGUGCAAGGAGUGCCACACAUAGCAGCGCCCGUUACACAAGGCACACCCUUUACAAUAGUUUUAACGCAGCAUUUAACCCGCCUGCUGACACUGACACGCCCCGUUGGUAGAGCGAUUUAUGCCGUUUGCUAAAAAGCUUAUUGUUAUUCCAACAUGGGGAAAGUCAUCUUCAUCUCGCUUGCAAUUGCUGCCGUAGCAGCGCUACUUGGGGAGAGGAUAAUCACGUUAAGAGCAAGAACCUUGGCUCACAGGGAGCUGGUCCAGAAUCACCUGCCCAACUGUGUUGCACUCAAAAAUCUGGAUUAUGGCGCGGAGGAUAUAACAGUCCUUGGAAACGGGCUCGCCUUUAUCAGCACAGGUUUGAAGUAUCCUGGAAUGCCCUUCUCAGAUGUGCCAGGAAAGAUAUUUUCCCUUGAUCUACAAGAUCCUCGGUUGAAACCAGUGGAGCUGCGAAUGCCAAGAAAUUUUGAUCUGGAAUCAUUCAACCCCCAUGGCAUCAGUGUAUACACCGAUCCAAGCGAUGACACAAUAUACCUGUUUGUUGUCAAUCACCCUUCUCACAACAGCCAAGUAGAGCUGUUCAGAUUUGUUGAGGAUGAUAACUCACUGGAGCAUUUAAAAACCAUAACACAUGAACUUCUCCACAGUGUAAAUGAUAUUGUUGCAGUGGGAGUGGAUAGCUUCUAUGCAACCAAUGACCACUACUUUUCCUAUGAAUUCCUUAAAACCAUGGUUGAACCUUUGCUGGGUCAACCUUGGACAGAUGUUGUGUACUACAGUCCCAAUGAUGUGAAAGUGGUUUCUCAGGGUUACUACAUGGCAAAUGGUAUCAAUAUCUCACCAGACAAGAGGCAUAUAUAUGUGGUAGAUAUAUUUGACCACAAUGUGCAUAUGUUGGAGCGGAAAGAAGGCAAUGGAUUGGUCGCUGUGAAGUCUGUGGCUGUGGGAUCGCUCUGUGACAACGUUGAAGUUGACCCUGAAACUGGUGACCUGUGGCUGGGCUGUCACCCUAAUGGAUGGAAAUUGGUAGUGUAUGACCCUAUGGACCCACCAGGAUCAGAGGUUAUCCGCAUCCAGAACAUUCACUCUGAUCAGCCAGUGGUGACUCAGGUGUAUGCUGAUGACGGUCAUGUGAUCAUGGCCUCUACUGUAGCAACUACCUAUGAGGGAAAGUUGCUCAUUGGUUCUGUGUUCCAUAAGGCUAUUGUGUGUGAUUUGGUGGACAGUGGCUUUUUAAAGUCUGGGUAAAGUAGAAAUAAAGAUGUUUUAAGUUUGUCACACCACAGGGUAAUGUGUUAUUAAUGUUAU